AUGGCUGGAAUGCAGUUUGAAUAUGACGAGGAGGAUGAACAAAGAAAGAAGUAUCAAUGCCAUUGUGAGCCUUGUCAGGCUAAGAGACAACAUGCUGAAUCUCAUGAGCCUAAGAAGAAAUUUCAAAAAUUUAUUAUAAAACUUAUUCUAAUAAUUGGCUGGAUAUUCUUCAUAUACAUUGCUUACAAAACUUCCCAAGUGGAAUUAGAGUUUAAAGAAUUUGAUCCUUAUGCUGAAUUGGAGAUUGAGCGAGGGGCCACAGUAGCAGACAUCAAGAAGGCUUACAGAAGGUUGUCACUGAUAUACCAUCCUGACCGAGAGACUGGUGAUUCUCACAAGUUCAUGAAAAUAACGAAGGCCCACGAUGCGUUGACAGAUGACGAGGCCAGGAAAAAUUGGGAGGAAUAUGGUAAUCCUGAUGGUCCAGGAGCAACACAAGUUGGAAUAGCUUUGCCAAAGUGGAUUGUUGAGAAGCAAAAUUCUAUAUGGGUGAAUUUAAAAAUUAUUGUAUUACUAAUUAACAUUAUUAAAAACAGUCUAACCUGUUUUCUAUGUUAG
This is a messenger RNA of Helobdella robusta, 558 nucleotides long. RefSeq lists its product as hypothetical. The coding region runs from base 1 to 558 and encodes 185 amino acids. Gene Ontology annotation, molecular function: transmembrane protein transporter activity; RNA binding. The transcript is spliced from 6 exons. Gene Ontology annotation, cellular component: Sec62/Sec63 complex. Gene Ontology annotation, biological process: post-translational protein targeting to endoplasmic reticulum membrane; SRP-dependent cotranslational protein targeting to membrane. The record is from RefSeq and is a predicted model, not a curated record. Lineage: Eukaryota; Metazoa; Annelida; Clitellata; Rhynchobdellida; Glossiphoniidae.